Molecule: messenger RNA, 1685 nt
Organism: Boeremia exigua
Lineage: Eukaryota; Fungi; Ascomycota; Dothideomycetes; Pleosporales; Didymellaceae
Product: WD40-repeat-containing domain protein
Exons: 1
Coding region: 127-1653 (508 amino acids)
Cellular component (GO): Cul4-RING E3 ubiquitin ligase complex
Molecular function (GO): protein binding
Source: RefSeq, a predicted model, not a curated record
CGUCAUACCGCGGCGAGUUUAGUGUCUGCUUAUCGAUAGGGUAGCUACAACUGACUCGCGUAAACAACAUCUGCCCUGUGAGAUCAUCGGCCAAUCACGACACAUUCACCUGCUGAAAUUCUCAGGAUGAACGGCCAGCACAUACCUGGCUUUUAUUUUGACAAAGAGAAGGGGAAAUACUUCAAGAUACAAAGCCAGUCCCAAGCAAGAGGCUUGAACCUUAAGUAUUCGACGUCGAACUUGGUCAAGGAGAGGAGAAAAGAGAACAUCCAGAAAGCCGUAACAGCAAAGUCGAAGAGAAUACAAAGAGAGCGAGUCGUUCGCCGACAUGCGCGGAGCUUCAUCCAGACCGAUCUCGACAGGGAGAUAGGCUUCAAGAGGCAGUCAGUCUACAUGCGAGAUAUUUGGCCUGAGGCAUGCAUGUCUGGCGUGUCUUCUUCGCCUGAACCUGUAACCAGCAGCGACGACCAAGGCGUUAUCCGGUUCUUCGAUAGAGAUCCCGUCUCAAGGACCAUCUAUGCGGUCUGUGGAGAGAACGGCAUUAUGAGACGUCACUAUCUCGGCAACGACCAAGCGGUCAACUUGCGAAAUUACGAAUCACGGAAGAAGCUAAAGGCGCUUGAUACCAGUUCAAGAUAUGGCUACUACCCUUGGGAUGAGAUAGGCCGCACAACUUCAACCGUCUCUUCGCUCCAAUAUAUGCCCAACUCUGGUGCUCUUGCUGUAACGACAAUAGGCUCUGACCGACCGCCUAUCGUCCAUCUCAGCGACCCAGAGCGUGACGGACCGCACAUCUAUCAGAAGUUCACGCCCAAAGCCUGUGCUGCAAUCUUUUGCUCUGCUGCACGACCAUAUUCAUAUUCUCCUCCUUCAAGUCAUCCUAACAGUGUUGCCGCAAACGACACAGAAUGCCUCGCGGUCGGCGCUCAACAAUCACUCCUCUUCUUCACGCGCUCGCCAUCUGGGACCUGGGACUCACUCACCAUCCUCAAAGACCUGCACUCCGAUAUUCUCGCACUCUCCUGGCUGUCCCACACCACCCUUGCUCUCGGGUGCCGCAACGGCAAAAUCCACCUCCACGACACACGCUCAGGCGGCGUCUCGCAUGCCCUCACCCACCCCUACGCGAUUAGCAGACUUGCGCGUGCCGAUGACCCGACUCGACUGAUCUGUUCAGGACUGCAAGAUACGCUCUACCUAUACGAUCUGCGUAUGCCACGACUCUCCAAUGUACGCUUACAAGACGGCAAACCUAAUACCAAGAAUCACCACUACAACGACGCGUACUUCAAGAGCUUAUACCCUGGCGACCGCGACUAUAAGCGACGCAAGCAGAUGAAUCGCCGGGCAUUCGGGAAGUGGAGUCAGCCUCUGCUGAGUUUUCCGCAUACCAAUCUGGAUGAUUUGGACCUGGAUGUCGCCGUUAAUGAGCGCCUGGGGCUUAUUGCUGCGUGUCAGGAUGUGGAGCAUUGCGAUAAGGCGAUCAGGGUGAGCAAUAUGUGGACGGGGAAGACGGUAAAGGAGUUUGAAGCGCCAAGGAUGGAGGGGCAAAAGCCGCAGAAGAUACGUAAUUUGAAGUGGAUGGAUGACGGAGACGAAGGCAUAAGUCUGUGGUCGACCUGGGGCAGGGGCAUUGCUUCAUUUGCGUGGUAGAAACGACGUUCGGUAGUCCUAGAGCUCCGCGU